AUGUCCAUGUUUUUGCGUCCUCCGCACUGCGAAUGGUUGGCUCUGCAGGGCGACCGAGCGACCGGGGUGGAAGUUCGUGGGCCGAAUGGCGAGGUUGCUAAGACCCAGGCAUAUAAGGAGGUCAUUGUUGGCAGUGGAGUUUACGAAUCCUCGAAGCGGGUGAUGCUAUCUGGAAUCGGACCGGAAAAUGCACUGGCGCAAUUCGGCAUGAAGGCCAUCUCCAGCUCGCUGCAUGUCGGCCAGAACCUGCCUGACCACCCUAUCCUGCCACAUGUUUUCCGUCUAAAACACGGCCUAGGCUUGGGUGACCACCUGCUCCGAGCUGGCCCGCAAAAAGCAGGAGCUGUCUCCGCCUACAAUCGCAGCGACUUGCUGGAUCUAGUCGGUUACUCGCGUAUUGAUGAGCGCCUCGCUAGAAUCAAAGAGUAUGUCAAGGCAAAGCAGGACAACGGUGGCAAGGACCUGUUUGGUCCAGCUGGACAGCCGCGCCGAAUGUUCUUUGAUGCUUUCCAAUGGCAUAAUCCCGUUCCCCAGAAAGAAGCUGGUUCACUGUUAUAG
This is a messenger RNA of Penicillium argentinense, 558 nucleotides long. RefSeq lists its product as uncharacterized. The transcript is spliced from 3 exons. The record is from RefSeq and is a predicted model, not a curated record. Gene Ontology annotation, molecular function: oxidoreductase activity, acting on CH-OH group of donors; flavin adenine dinucleotide binding. Lineage: Eukaryota; Fungi; Ascomycota; Eurotiomycetes; Eurotiales; Aspergillaceae. The coding region runs from base 1 to 558 and encodes 185 amino acids.